This is a messenger RNA of Perkinsus marinus ATCC 50983, 1041 nucleotides long. RefSeq lists its product as hypothetical. Lineage: Eukaryota; Perkinsozoa; Perkinsida; Perkinsidae. The transcript is spliced from 3 exons. The record is from RefSeq and is a predicted model, not a curated record. Bases 1 to 1041 code for a protein of 346 amino acids.
AUGUUAACUGGUAUAGGGGCAUUGAUGGGUCUUGUCAAGCCUGGGUUGUGGGUGGAUGCCUAUUGGCUACAGUGGUGGUCGCCUCGCACGUCCUCUAAGCUGUCGUCGUACGGUUCGGAUAGGUUCGCUUGGAAGCAACCAGGGGUAGCUGCAUGUGAGACUAUGUGUGUGAGGGUCCCUCAAGUACCAUGUAAGAGGGUUAUCGAUGCUAUUGGCUCGGCCGGCGCCAUACCAGUAGACCAUCUGGCUUCCUACAUUGAGAUGAAAACUAUAGAACGCUCCUCUUGGUCGUAUAUGGCUUUGGAUAAACUAGCUCACCGUGUGGUGUUGGUGAUGAAAUGCUUGGGUGUGUUGGUGAUGAUGUAUGCUACUGUCCCCACUCAGGAGGGCCACUUACCUUGUAUAGGGCCAGUAUCAGUCUACACUUGUGGUAUUGUGUCUAUGGCCUGGGCUUCUGGUAGAGGAGGUGUUUGGUUGGGUGUACUAGGGACAUGGUUCAAGGUCCCGACAAGCCUUACAGGGGAGUGGCCGGUGGACGACUAUGUCUUGGUCUUAGCGAUCACCACAUUACUCUCCCCAUCGGGCCUCCCUGCUGCAUUAACCUUCCCAACUACCCCUGAAUGGGUCGUAAGCUCCCUAGCUCUACCGAGCCUAUUCCCAGAGGUGGGCAUUCAAGCGCUGUGGCUGUACCUGCUGGGCUCAAUCCUAGGCAAUCUGCUGCUGUGCCGUGAGAUGCAGGGACAGGCUGGGGUGGCUGCGGUGUUAGGGUAUAUGCUUGGGAACAAGCUCAUGAAUGUCGGACAGGUGGUUCAUGAGGUCUUCACUCCUAGGGCGAAGAAGGCGAUCCUUGGUGGCGGUAUAUGGUUGAAGUCUUGUGCGCUCGUUGUGCUGGCGGGAAUUGUGUGCAGUGCGCCCUUGGAGGGUCUUGGUUGUCCUCCUGUAUCAUUUAAAAGUUUAUUCCCAUUCAUCAUCAUCAUCACCAUCACCAUCAUCAUCAUCAUCAUCAUCGUUGUUGUUGUUGUUGCCGAGUGCUCUGUCUAG